This is a messenger RNA of Blepharisma stoltei, 1679 nucleotides long. Lineage: Eukaryota; Ciliophora; Heterotrichea; Heterotrichida; Blepharismidae. The record is from the annotation of a GenBank genome assembly.
AUGGAUCAAGAUUUUCAACCAAUCUGGCACUAUGUUAAUGAUGAAGGGCAAAGUGAAGGGCCAGUUGCUUUUCGAGAUAUUGAUGCACUUCUGAGAACUGAAGAGCUUGGACUUUCUUCACUUGUAUGAAAAGAUGGAAUGACAGAUUGAACACCAAUUGGAAAAAUCCAAGAAUUCAUCCAAAGUUUGGCAGAAGAAGACACUGAGCUCGCUCUUCAUAUGAAACCAGAUGAGCCAAUCAAGGAAAAACCAAAAAUUUUUAUACUUUAUUAUUCUAAUGAUACCUUAUAAAUAGCUUAUCCUAACUGAAAUAAUAAAUUAACGCCCUUUCCCUUAUUUAUUCUCAAAGCAAUAUCUGAAGAAGAAAAAGUAAUCCCAAUUUAGAAAAUCCUUGGACAAAAAAAAGCAAAACGCAAGCGCCAGCAACAAAAAAAGAAAAGUAAAUGAUAUGAGCCUAAAGUGAACACUAACCUUUACGUUUCAGGUCUUCCCACCGACAUUACAGUCGAAAAAAUAAUCGAGCUUUUCUCUAAAGCAGGCGCAAUCCGUCUUGAUAAAUUCACUGGGCAGCCUAAAGUGAAAAUAUAUAAAGACAGUCAAGGAAAGCCUAAAGGUGAUGGGCUAGUAUCCUAUGCCCAUGACGAAAGUGUCGCUAUGGCCAUAUCAAUUUUACAGAGCAAAGAAAUUGAGCCAGGAUUCCGUCUACAGCUUGAACCCGUAAAUUAAACUUCUAGGCCGAAUUUAAACAAAAAGGAGACUAUAUUCCAAGAAAUAAAGUCAACGUCGACAAGUUACAGUUAAUCAAAGCGAAGACAUUAAAGGAAAGACAAUCAGGGUGAAAUGAAGACGAGACUGAAGCUAAAGGAUUGAGGAUUGUUAUAAUCAAAAAUGUAUUUGAGAUUGAAGAAGCAAAAAAAUCAGCGACAUUUUUUGAGGACUUAAGAAUAGAUUUGUUGAGGGAAAUUGAAGACAAUAUUGGAAAAGUACAAAGAAUGAGGAUUUUUGAGCAUAAUCCUGAAGGAGUGGUAGAGAUAAAAUUUGAAAAAGCUAUUGAAGCUGAACUGUGCAUUCAAACACUAAAUGGGAGAAUGUAUGCUAAAAGGGUGCUACAAUGUGAGUUUUGGGAUGGAAAAAGCGACUAUAGAAGAGUAUGAGAUAUUUAGUCUUAACUUAUAUGCCUAUAACAUUUAAUGCUGAUUAUAGAGUUGCUUUUUCUGGAGCUUCACCAUCUUGAUACAGGUUGUCAGACCAGCCUGUCUUGGUUACCAGGGCACGCUUGGAGACGAUUUUUCCGACUUUGAUGGCUCAUGAUUAAGUGAUUUCUGUCUUCCUUGACACCGUGUGAUGACUAAAGACUUCUUUGCUACUGCAGAAUUGAAGUGGAGAAAACCAAAAGCCUUUCAGAUUCCCUCAGGACUGACCAGAGAGAAUGCAUCUCCUGUCCAAGUUGCUUACCAGUAAUAGCCUGUAUCAAAUUCGCAUUACAAAAAAAACAAGUUUCAUAAUCAUAAAUGCAAAGUGUGUGGUACCCAUCGAUACCUUGCGAAUGCCAUCAUUUUAUCAUUAUAACAGAUAUUUAGUCAAAAGAAGAUGAAGCUGAAGAAAAGAAAAGAAUUGAGGAGUUCGGAAACUGGCUUGAAGAAAGCGAUAGUGAGGAUGAAAAUCAGGAUAACGAAUAA